AUGACAACCCAGGCCCGGAAUCAGGUCAUCAACGCGCCAUCAGACGAGGCUCCCCGCAACGCUACAUCAGUCUUUCUCGCCGGCACCACCAGCAGAGUCGACGCUCGCGACUGGCGUGAGGUUAUAUGUACCGCACUCUCUGACACGCCCGUGACAAUCUAUAACCCCUACCGCGCUGAUUGGGAUAGCUCGUGGCGCGAGGACAUCAAUUUCGCUCCCUAUCGCGAACAGGUGGAGUGGGAGCUCGAAAAGCAGGAGAGGGCCAACAUUGUCGUUGUUUACUUCCACCCGUCUACCCAGGCACCGGUCAGCUUGCUCGAGUUCGGGCUCUGUGCGCGGACGCCAGGAAAGGCCAUCGUUGUCUGUCCCGAGGGGCGAGAGUAUGCCCGGAUAAUCAACAGGCCGGAUGAGCUCGAAAAAUGUCAAGAUCGCGCUUCAAUGCUUCCAUCCUCAACGAUGUACCGUUCAAUUCCGGCCCUCCUUGCGAAGAACAAGCAAGUGAUCAUAAAAGGGAGCGAUGUUUCGUACCGGGUCCUCAAAACACUGGGGGACUACAACUUUCAGGCUUCAAUUCAGGAAAAUGAAAGCUCGCAGACCACUCCAUCACAACCUAAAAGUGUAAAUCCCUACAGCUUGGUGGUUAUGAAGACAGGACUUACUCCCGCCCUAUACCAGCGAGAAUUGGAUUUUUACAAAUUAAAUUGCAUUCGCUCUUCCCCCUAUAUACAGCCGAUUCGAGAGAUCAUCGAUAAUGAGGAGGACAGAUGCAUGGUAUUCGAUUCCAUGGGCUGUCACCUUCCGGCAGCGAGGGAACAGAUGUACGAACGGGGUCCUGUAUUUAUAGCAGCUCUAGCGAAGUCACUCCUCGAAGCCGUCAAGGUAUUUUCAGAUAUGGACGGGAAGGGUCCCCAUGUGCAUACAGGUAAACCCCCACCAGAGUUAAUCCAGUAUACCAUUGGACAAACUGACAUCUCCCAAGAUAUCCAACCAUAUAAUAUUACCGUCUCAGAUGCCAAUGCAUGGAAUCUCUCGAUUAAACUAGGAAACCUUUCAAGGAUGAUUGCUUCUGGGAGUAUCGCCCCCUUCCCAGUACAGAGGCGUUCGAUUCGGGCUCCUGAGAUUUGGAAAGGAGGGUUGGUCACACCCGCUUGUGACGUUUGGUCUGUUGGCGUUUGCCUAGCACAAGCCCUUAUACCUCCAACCCGACCACUCUUUGGGAACCUGGACUUCGUCGGUCUUCGUGGGUUUGCUUAUAUUAAAGUAGAUGAAGCUGCCUGGUGUAUUGGCAAAAUCAUCCGGCUUCUUGGCCCUCUAAAACGAGACGAGUUACGAAAACAUAAGGAAGAAUUUGAUCUUGCGGAGACCCUAGCGGAGAAUGGGAGUUUCGAACUUGGCACUCUUGAAGAAGAGCUUGCUAAAAUCGAUCUUCCUCCAGAUUGCAUCGCGUUCAUUCGAUAUCUUCUAGAUACAGACCACACGACGAGGCCUACAGCGAAGGAAGCACUACGCCAUCCGUGGCUUAAGAUUGCGGAUAAAAAGCCCCCAAUAUAUGAAGCGUUUGGACAAACGGAAGUCGACAUCAACCCUGCUGGAUUUACCGGGCAAUUUGAAAGCCACACCUCGCACUGUAUCAUCAUAUCUCACACCCUUAUCACCGAAAUGUUCCUCCCCCAAAUGACCUUACCCGAAUAA
Molecule: messenger RNA, 1692 nt
Organism: Arthroderma uncinatum
Lineage: Eukaryota; Fungi; Ascomycota; Eurotiomycetes; Onygenales; Arthrodermataceae
Exons: 5
Coding region: 1-1692 (563 amino acids)
Biological process (GO): intracellular signal transduction; protein phosphorylation
Cellular component (GO): cytoplasm; nucleus
Molecular function (GO): protein serine/threonine kinase activity; ATP binding
Source: RefSeq, a predicted model, not a curated record